Messenger RNA from Owenia fusiformis, 2497 nucleotides. The record is from the annotation of a GenBank genome assembly. NCBI's taxonomy places the organism in Eukaryota, Metazoa, Annelida, Polychaeta, Sabellida, Oweniidae.
GCGUCGCGUUUCUGGAAAUUUGCAAAUACUAGCAGCCGCAAUAUUCAUGCAUGAUUUCCAAUAAUUUAGGGUCGUAAUGACACAAAGAGUCGUAAAUGAGGUUCGUGAUGGAACCCCCAAGACCACAAAGGUCGAAGAAAAGAAGCCAAAAGAGAAAAGGGAUAAAGAUGCUAUGCCAUCAAAAGUUGUCAUAAGACGAUUGCCACCAAGUCUCACACCUGAAGCCUUUCUAGAGCAGAUAUCUCCGAUACCAGAACAUGAUUACUUCUAUUAUUUCAAUGCUGAUAUGAGCCUUGGGACCAAUGCUUUCUGCAGAGCAUACAUUAACAUUACCAAACCAGAGGACAUCAUCAUAUUCAGAGAAAAGUUUGAUGGCUAUGUGUUUGUAGAUGCAAAAGGUAAUGAAUACCCUGCAAUUGUGGAGUUUGCGCCAUUUCAAAAGCUGCCAAAACACAAAGUGCCAAAGAAACCUGACUCUAAGAAAGGAACAAUAACAGAAGAUGCAGACUACAAACAGUUCCUUGAGGCUUAUGAAAACCCAUCUCCAGACAUGGGAACAACCAUUGAAGAAUCCCUUGAGGAAAUUGAGGCAAGGGACAAGGAAUUAAAAGCUAACAAGGGCAGAAUUGUUGAAAGUACCCCUCUACUGGAAUACAUCAAGAAGAAGAGAGAAGAUAGACGAGCUACAAUGCAGAGAAUAAGAGAGGAAAAGCGCAAGAAGGAACUUGAGAGGAAAAAACAGAAGGAAGAUGAGCGCAAGAGACGGAGAGACAGAGACCGCGAAAGAGACCGGGAUUGGGACAGAGAUAGUGAUAGAGAAAAGGGCAGAGAUCGGGAUAGUGAUAGAGACACAAGGAGAGAUCGAGAUAGCGAUAGAGACAAGGAUAAGAAAAGAGACCGGGAUAGGCAGAGAAAUAGAGAUAGGGACAGGGAAAGUGAGAAAAGUGGAGAUGAGGCACCAGUUAAGCUUCUACAGAAACGUGACCAGGAUAAAGAUAAGUCAGUUAAAAGUGAUUCGAAAGACAAUAAAGUUGAAAACUCAAAGGUGCAAGAAUCUGGUAAAGAUGACAAGUCGAAACUGAUGGUGAAAGAGGGCUCUAGGAAAGAUGAUAGGUCCCCAUCUAAAGAUACUAGCUUAAGGUUUUCCAAGGAGAAUAGGGAGAAAGAGAGAGCAGAAAGAAAAGAGAGAGAUCGCGGAGACAGAGGUGACCGAGAUCGGGAUAGAAAUGAUAGGGAUCGUUGGGGUAAAAGUGAUCGAGAUAGGGAUCGUGGGGAUAGAAAUGAUCGAGACAGGGACCGUAGUGGUAGAAGUGAUAGGGAUCGUAGUGGUAGAAGUGAUCAGGAUAGGGAUCGAGGAGGUAGAAGUGAUAGGGAUCGAACAGACAGGGAUCGAACAGAUAGGGAUCAAGGAGACAAGAAAAGUAUGAGGAGUGACAGGGAUAAAGGGGAACGAAAUGAUAGAUCAAGAAAUGACAGAGGAGAAAGACCUGAAAGGGACAAAAGAGAAAAGUCUGACAGAGUUGAUCGAAAUAAAGACAGAGAGGAAAGGUCUGAUCGAAACAGAAAUGAUCGAGAUCGACGUGAUAGGGAUUAUGACCGAAAUGAACGUGAUAAGCGGGAUCGACUCGACAAAGAGAGAAAGGAGAGAAAUGAACGAGACAGAGGCGGUAGUGGUAAUACUGAACGUGAUAAAAGAGAAAUGGAAAAUGAUGAUAAACAGUCUGAUAAAAGAAACACAAGGGUCAAGCAAGGUGAGAAAGAAGACAGGAGAUAUUCUGCACAGAGAGAUAGAGACAGACGUGACAGAAAAUCUCAAAAUCAAAAAGAUACAAAAUUUGACAGUGGGAAAGGUGCAAAAGAUGCCGACAGAGAUAGGGGAAAUGACAAAAAUAGGGAUACAUAUGGCAAAGAGUCUCAAGGCAAAGAUAGGGGCUAUGAUAAGGACAGUAAAAAAGACGCAACAAAAUCAGAGGGUGGUGAAAAGAGAGCUGUUAAAUCAGAGGGAGGUGAAAAGAAUAGCAGUAAAUUGGAGGGAAUAAGCAGAGCAAGCAAAGACACAAGCAAAUCUGAGUCAUCUGAUAAAAAGUCAACAGUACAGUCAGACACUGAAUCGAUUAAAUCAAAUAAUUCGUCGCUAUCAGGAUCUGAAAGAGAGGCCAAACGGGAUGCAGAUAGUGCAAAGGAUGAUGGAACCCACUCAAGAAAAACACGUUAUAAGGAUAGGCCUGAGAGGGCUGUCUAUGUGCCAGGUGCAUUACGGAGACAAAAAGAAAAGACUGAAGGUCACGGUGACUCUAAAGGUCGUGCUGACCCAAAAGGUCAAGGUGACAAUAAAGGUCAAACAAGAGACAAAAAGCACCCAGAUGAUGCUCCAAAUAAAAAUGAAAGUUGAUGAUUUUAAAGCAUUAAGAACUAUUUAUAAAAUUUAAAACAGUAAUUGGUCACUUUUUUAAUAUUAUGAAGGAAUGAAUUUGCAAAAUUGUUAACUACAUAACUU